Gossypium arboreum is the source of this 974-nucleotide messenger RNA. RefSeq names its product agamous-like MADS-box protein AGL104. NCBI's taxonomy places the organism in Eukaryota, Viridiplantae, Streptophyta, Magnoliopsida, Malvales, Malvaceae. Gene Ontology annotation, biological process: positive regulation of transcription by RNA polymerase II. The coding region runs from base 66 to 974 and encodes 302 amino acids. The record is from RefSeq and is a predicted model, not a curated record. Gene Ontology annotation, cellular component: nucleus. The transcript is spliced from 10 exons. Gene Ontology annotation, molecular function: RNA polymerase II cis-regulatory region sequence-specific DNA binding; protein dimerization activity; DNA-binding transcription factor activity, RNA polymerase II-specific.
ACCAAAACUAAACAUACUACUUAUUCUCUUUUCGCUAUCCAUCUUGAAUUUCCAUCUCCCAUUUCAUGGGUCGUGUUAAACUUCAAAUUAAAAGAAUCGAGAAUGAUACCAAUCGACAAGUCACAUUCUCCAAACGUAGAAAUGGACUAAUCAAGAAAGCUUAUGAGCUUUCCAUCCUUUGCGACAUCGAAAUUGCUCUCAUCAUGUUCUCACCUUCUGGUCGUGUCAGUCAUUUUUCAGGCAAAAAAAGAAUUGAAGAUGUGCUUAGCCGAUACAUAAAUUUACCUGAUCAAGAUAGAGGAUGCUUGGUACGGAAUAAAGAGAUUUUGCUAAGCACCUUGAAGAAACUUCAAGCUGAACAUGAUUUUGUUCUUCAACUUGCAAGUUCUACUACAAAUACUACCACUAACUCAAAUGUUGAGGAACUUCAACGGGAAAUCAAUAAUUUACGACAACAAAUACAAUUGGCUGAGGAGCAAUUAAGGGUGUAUGAGCCUGAGCCUUCAACACUCACAUCAAUGGCCGAGUUUGAAUCGUGCGAGAAGAGCCUUGAACAAGUUUUAACACGUAUUACUCAAAGAAAGAAUUAUCUCAUGACGAGUCAUUUAUCCUCUUUCACUGAUCCAUCCAGUGUACAGAUGUACUUGGAUGCACAAGAAGGGAUGCCAAACUCAUUUGGAAAUGACAUGGUGGGUUGGUUGCCAGACAAUGGACAAUCCCAAAACCCAACUCAGUAUUGUGCAGGAUCUGAAUCUCCUUGCAUUCCUGUUAGGAAUCAAUCAUCAAUGAAUACGAUGUAUGACCCGAUGGGACAUGGAACAAACAUGAGUGAAAUGGGGGGUUGCCAUGUCACCACCACCUCAAGUAACGAUGGUCUUCCAUCAUGGCAUCACAACUACAGUUCAACGGAGCUCCUUUCUGCUUUCAUGUCCUCUCCUACAUCAUUCCCUCUUAUUAAGGUAGAUACUUUUUAA